This is a messenger RNA of Acaulospora colombiana, 1974 nucleotides long. The record is from the annotation of a GenBank genome assembly. NCBI's taxonomy places the organism in Eukaryota, Fungi, Glomeromycota, Glomeromycetes, Diversisporales, Acaulosporaceae.
AUGUCCACAGACCAUCUUAAAAUUAAAAUUAUUUCUCAUCCCGUUCCAGAGCGCUUAUUGGAUGAGUCGAAGAAUCCGAAGCCACACAUUCAUUCGAUCGAGAGGUACAAAGAACUCUAUCAAGAGAGUAUUGCUAAUCCCACAGAAUUUUGGGGAAAGCAUGCUAAUGAAUUUCUUCAUUGGGAUAAACCUUUCGAAAAUGUUUUAUCUGGUGGUUUUGAGCACGGCGAUGUUUUUUGGUUUAAAGGAGGAAAACUGAAUGCAUCAUAUAAUUGUGUUGAUAGACACGCUAUCAAAGAUCCCAAUAAGGUUGCCAUCAUUUACGAAGCUAAUGAACCCGGUCAACAUCGUAGUAUCACUUAUGGCCAGUUGUUCCGCGAUGUUUGUCGUUUUGCCAAUGUGCUAAAAUCUCAUGGUUUGAAAAAAGGCGACACAGUUGCCAUAUACAUGCCCAUGGUACCGGAAGCCGUCGUCGCCUUUCUGGCUUGUACUCGUUUGGGGGUUAUUCAUUCCGUGGUCUUUGCCGGUUUUUCCUCGGAAGCCUUGAGAAACCGUAUCAGAGAUGCGGACAGCAGAUUUGUCAUUACCGCUGAUGAAGGUCGCCGCGGUGAUAAGACCAUUCAUAUCAAAAAGAUCGUCGACGCUGCGUUGAAGGAAUGCCCUAAUGUUAAACGUGUUUUCGUGUUUCGCCGUACUGGCUCCGAAGUUCCAUUCGAUUCCUCAAGAGAUUUAUGGUGGCAUGAGGAAAUUGAAAAACAACGACCUUACUGCCCACCCGAGAUUAUGGACUCGGAAGACCCUCUUUUCCUACUUUACACCUCCGGUUCUACCGGCAAACCAAAGGGUAUUCUUCAUACCGUCGCUGGUUAUUUACUAGGGACGGCAGUGACUUUUAAAUAUGUAUUCGAUUACCAUGAAGGUGAUGUCUAUGGUUGUAUGGCAGAUAUCGGCUGGAUCACCGGUCACUCCUACAUCGUCUAUGGCCCAUUGAUUAACGGUGCAACCACCGUAUUGUUUGAAUCCACCCCUAUAUACCCCACACCAUCGAGGUACUGGGAGACCGUAGAAAAACAUAAGAUCACACAAUUUUAUACUGCACCAACUGCCAUACGACUAUUACGAAAAUACGGUCGUGAAUAUGUAGAUGGUCGCGAUCUUUCAAGCUUGAGAGUUAUUGGAUCUGUAGGUGAGCCGAUCCAACCCGAAGCUUGGGAUUGGUACAACGAGGUAGUCGGAAGAAAUGAAUGUGCGGUGAUUGAUACUUAUUGGCAGACCGAAACCGGUUCGAUUAUCGUCACCCCAUUUCCUGGUGCCACAGUAACAAAACCCGGUUCCGCUACCCUCCCCUCAUUUGGUAUUGACCUUGCCAUAUUGGAUCCGAUCACGGGAAAAGAAUUGGAAGAAACCGAAGUCGAAGGUGUAUUGGCCAUUCGUCAGCCAUGGCCUUCAAUGGCACGUACUAUAUAUAACGAUCACGGACUAUACCUUAAAACAUACUUUCAACACUACAAAAAUUAUUAUUUCACCGGAGAUAGUGUUGGCAGGGAUGCCGACGGAUACUAUUGGAUCCGAGGUCGUGUUGAUGAUGUUAUUAAUGUAUCUGGACAUCGUCUAUCAACAGCUGAAAUUGAAGCUGCUUUGAUCAUCCAUCCAUCUGUGGCCGAAGCUGCUGUGAUUGGUAUUCACGAUGACAUAACAGGUCAAUCUGUGCACGCGUUUGCCACUCUCAAACAGCUUCAGGAAAGUGUUGACGUAAAAGAAUUGUCGCUCCAAGUAAGCAAGGGAAUUGGAUCGUUUGCAUCACCAAGGAAAAUUUAUAUCGUUAAGGAUUUACCAAAGACUAGAAGCGGAAAGAUUAUGAGGAGAAUUCUGAGGAAGAUUGUUAGUGGAGAGUCGGAUCAAUUGGGUGAUUUGAGUACUUUGUCAGACCCCUCAUCAAUUCCGAUUUUAAUCGAAACUGUGAAAAAUUCAUAA